UGGUCUUGAUGAGCAGCAGCAGAGGCUAACAUCAGUCUUUUUUUUUUAUCACUUUACUUCAAUAAACCACAUGUCCACAGACGAGGAUCUGAUAAUACAGCAAGCAUGUGUCAGCGGAUCGAUGACGUUAUGAAGCUGUGCUGUGAGCUAUCUGCCAACCAGCAAAUCAAAAACACAGUGAAAGGCUCUGGGAAGGGAGCAGCAGCUGCUGGGGGGCUGGCCUUUGCUGGAGGCUUGGUCGGAGGUCCUCUUGGGAUUGCAGUGGGUGGUGCUGUCGGAAGCCUCCUCGGCUGUUGGAUGACCAGCGGACAGUUCAAACCACUGCCUCAGAUCAUCAUGGAGCUCAGUCCUCAGCAGCAGCAGAAGCUUUACAGUGAUCUCAUGGUCAUCCUGGGAGACAUUCAGUGGACAGAUGUGGCACAGCUGACUGCUCUGGUGAUGGGCAACACCACCAUGAAGCAGCAGCUCACGGCUGCUCUCCUCGGGUACAUCACAAAGGAGCUCCAGGCAGAGGUGCACUAUGUGGACUAGUGUGUGUGUGUGUGUGUGUGUGUGUGUGUGUACUAAAUAACCUCUACUGGUGGCAUAUACACUCUGAACGAUGGGAUCUUUAAAAAAAAAACUUUUAAUUAUGAAAUCACGUGAAUUUGAACAGUCCUCGUGAAGAGGUCACACCAGUUCAGAGUACAUCAGCAAUGUGAACUGAAGCAGCUGUGUAAACACAGUUAUUUAUGGGAGAAGUGCAAUUAUCAGUUGAAGGACUUAUUUAUUGUCUUAUUUGGCACUGAUAUAACUGAGUGUUGCAGCUAAACUGUUUUAUAUGCAACAGUUAUUUUUACAGGAAAUUAUGGAGUAAAAGAACCAAAAUGCUGUUGUGUAAUAUUUUGAUUUCAAGAGAGUGCCCGUGUUUUUUGCAGAAAUGUGAAUUUGCCAGCUUGUGUCUAUAUAUCAGCCUCUUUCAAUAAAAACUAAACCAGUGUGGGCUUUUCACAGAAACUCCACCACACACUUGUCCGUUGUCAAAUUUAAUACUAGCCCACACCAGUAUGAUUUUUAUGUUUCAAGAUGAAUGCUACAUUUUCAAAAUGUUUUAGUGCUAAAAACCUUAUUCAUUGCUGUCACUGAGACCCAAAGUUCUCUAAUAUUCUUAGAUUUAACUCACAUCUGAUGUAGUUCUAGUUUUGAGAUUCUACUGUAGAUUUUCUUAGAUUUUUUUUAUAAAAUUGAGUGUAUUUUUGCUCUUUUUCCUGUGAAGCACAGUACCAGUAAGUGGAAAAUUUAAUU
This is a messenger RNA of Salarias fasciatus (jewelled blenny), 1284 nucleotides long. Its product is annotated as protein C19orf12 homolog. The transcript has 3 exons. The coding region runs from base 106 to 531 and encodes 141 amino acids. NCBI's taxonomy places the organism in Eukaryota, Metazoa, Chordata, Actinopteri, Blenniiformes, Blenniidae. The record is from RefSeq and is a predicted model, not a curated record.